AUGGGAAAAGCCUACAGAGGGAGAAAAGCAGGAGACUGGACCCCAUCCCCUGUGACGAUGAGUUGCCGUCCAGCUCAGAGGACACUGGUCGCCAUCAAGCAUAUUCAUAUAGACGAAGGGCUCCUCCUUCACGAAGACAGUGAUGGGAACCAGAUCCCCAUGGAGAUCGCUGUCCUAUACAAACUAGGGGCCGAAUCAGAGUGGCAUUCAGCACACAUUCACCUACUGGACUGGUACAUUGUGGACGAGGAGCUGAUCCUGGUGCUGAAGAGACCGAUGCCGGCCGUAGACCUCAGCAACUACAUUGAAACCAAAGGAGGCUACUUGAAGAAAAAGGAAGCUAAGAUCAUAAUUAAGCAGUUGAUGAAUACAGCCAUUGACCUCCAGGAGAAGCACAUUUUCCACCGGGACAUCAAGCCGGAAAAUCUCCUUAUUGAGACCUGCAUGAAGGCGCCACGAGUUCACGUCAUCGACUUCAGUCUGAACUGUUUUGGCGGAGAAGACGACGCCUUUGACACCUUUUAUGGUACUCACGUCCCCCCAGAGUGGUCCAGUCGGGAGGAGUACAAAGCGGGACCCUCGACAGUAUUCCAGAUCGGAGUGGUCCUGUUCUUAAUGCGACACAAGGCGGCAUCUACACCAGAGAUGUCCUUUCUGGAGCUGAAUGAGACCAGUUGGCUUUCCACAAAUGGCAAAGAUUUCUUUGAGGCGUGCUUUCAUGCGGACCCGGAUAUUCGAUUCACCCAGCUGAAGCAUCACCCGUGGCUGAGAUAG
Molecule: messenger RNA, 774 nt
Organism: Cyclopterus lumpus (lumpfish)
Lineage: Eukaryota; Metazoa; Chordata; Actinopteri; Perciformes; Cyclopteridae
Product: serine/threonine-protein kinase pim-2-like
Exons: 5
Coding region: 1-774 (257 amino acids)
Biological process (GO): protein autophosphorylation; negative regulation of apoptotic process; regulation of mitotic cell cycle
Cellular component (GO): cytoplasm
Molecular function (GO): protein serine/threonine kinase activity; ATP binding
Source: RefSeq, a predicted model, not a curated record